AUGAGUAAAGUAAAAUCGCCUAAAAAGCAAAUAACGAAAAACCCAAAAAAAUCUGGAAAUGGAUUGGCAAUCAAUGAUGGAUCCUUAAAUAUGAUUAUAAAUGACAAAAGUAUUGAUGAAUCUAAAGAACUAUUAGAUCAAUCUGCAAGACUAUUAGAUGAUAACAUAAAACUAUUGAAGAAAGUGACUUUAACAGAUAAUCCAAUUAUUUUAAAAAAUGAAAGUACAUUGAGGAAAUAUGGACUGACUCGUAGAGAUUCAUCCAAAUCUAACUUUUGCGAUAUCGACCGCGAUUUUACAGAUCCAGACAGCAUAUCAAUUUCAAGUUCAGAGUUGCGUAAUGCGGAUAAAGAAAUAUCAGAUUUAUUCGAUAAAGAACUUUCGUUGAUGAAUGUUGACUUAACACCAAAGCUAAAGGAUGUUUCAAAGUUUAAAUAUUUUAAGAAUCAAAUUUUGCCUGAAGGAAAAACUGAAAAGCCACUUGAAUACAUAAUUCCAACAAAACCUACACACUUAGUUAACGGAUAUUUAAAAAAUAACAUAUUUACAACUGAUGUAAUUGAUCCGAACAAAAAAAUGGAACCUAUCACUUCAGAAACAACUGAAAUUAUAAAAAAUAGCAAGAAAACUAAAAGAUCUGGAGCUAAAGUAUAUUUAAAAACUGCUUCUACAGGACUAGAAAGAGAACAAAGUAAACCCUUUCAUACUAGCAACGAUUUGCAUACAAGAAAAGAAAAGGUGCUAUCAAAACAGAAAGAUGAUUCGAUUGAACAAAAUAAUAUAAGCUCAAAUCAAAACCAAAAUACUGUUCUAUCUGAACCUGACACCGGCAAUUCCAUUGAGAAAACACAAAUGGAUGAAAACACAAUUAAAAACAAUGAAAACUCAAAUAACUCUGCGAAAGUGGAAGAGGUUGUCCAGAAGCGAAAAAUACAAAAUGCACCGUUUCUAACAUACAAAGAAAUGCUAAAACAAAAUAAAAGAGAUGUGCUUAAGAAGAAAUCUGGUAUUAAAGAUGUGAAGAAAAAGGUUUCCCAAUCAAUAAAAGAUGAUGCUGAGGAAGAUAUGGAGAAAUUGUUAAAACAAAAUGAAAAUAAUAUAUCAUUGAAAAUGACUGAAGAGGUAGAUAAAGUCAGAAAGAUAGAUUUUCCAUCAGUAGAGAAUAAUGUUGGAGAUGAGAUUCAUGGAUUGCUAAAACAUAGUAAGAGAGGCACGAUAGGAAAGAAAUCGAAGGUGGUUAGUAUUGAAAAGAAGAAAGAUUCUCAAGCAAUAGAAAAUAAUGCUGAGGAUGAUUCUGAGGGGCUGAUAGAACAAAACGAAAAUGAUAUGCUUAAGAAAAAACCAGAUGCGGUUAAUAAAAUGAAACGAACUGAUUCUCAACCAAUGCAAAAUAAUGCUGAUGUUGAGAUUGAGUUUGAGGAAUUGCUAAAAAAAAAUAAAAAGGAUAUCAUAAAGAAGAAAUCCGAUGUGGUUAAUAACAUGAAGAAAAAGGAUGUGCAACAAAUCAAAAAUAAUGCAGAGAAUGAUAUGGAGAUAUUAUUCCAACAAAAUAAAAGUAAUAUGUUAAAGAAGAAAGCAGAUGCGAUUAAUGCACAGAAGAAGGACUUUCAAUCAACGAAAAAUAAUGUUGACGAGAUUGCGAAAUCUCCUAUCUCCAGAAGAGUUGAAAUAAGCACAGAUGAUAGUUUAAAAAUUUCUAAGAAAAAUUCAUAUUUCAAAAAGAAAGCAAAAGCAUCGGAAGAAGAAAACUCUUUGCACACAUACAAGAAAUUGCAAAUGAAUUUAGCAAAAGAUAUUUUUAAAGAAAACAAACAAGCAUAUGAUCCUCUUAAUGACCGUGUUGAGAAACUCACAAAUAACAGAAAACAAAUAAACAUAGAUAACGAUUCACAAAUUUCUCCAACAAUUGAAGAUACGACCAAGACUUCAAAUAUUCGCGCACUUUUGGACAAGAAAAAAGGAAAAUAA
Teleopsis dalmanni is the source of this 1968-nucleotide messenger RNA. RefSeq names its product general transcriptional corepressor trfA-like. The transcript has 4 exons. NCBI's taxonomy places the organism in Eukaryota, Metazoa, Arthropoda, Insecta, Diptera, Diopsidae. The record is from RefSeq and is a predicted model, not a curated record. Bases 1 to 1968 code for a protein of 655 amino acids.